UAUAUAAACAGCGUGAGAGGUGGGACAGUAAGCUGUUGAGGUUGACUCUAUCAUGAAGUACUUAACGUGUGCAUUGCUCUCGUUGGCGCUGAUUCCGGCUUUGAUCGGCGCUUUGCCCAGCACUGUGGUGGUGAAUGGCGUUUGCCUGACGUGUCCCAAUCCCAACGGAGAUCCAGUGUAUUUGGAUGGCCAGGAGUAUCGCAGUUUUUCCUCACCCGACAGCAAUGGCAAUGUAGUCAUCUCACGAGGCGGCGGCGGAGGGAACUACAGAGGUCGAGGCACUUUCUAUCAAAGAGGCGGCAACACCAUCGUCAAUGGUCGCUGUGAACACUGCAAUGUGGAUGUUUAAACUGAACCCCUAAGUGAACUAUUAAGUUUAGUAAACAUUUCGAGUUUUGUAUUUACGUAGUACCAUUUUCCCAUGUGUAUUGGAUAUGAAUUCAUUUAGUUAAAAGCUUGGCUUGGCUGGCUGUCUCCAUUCGUAUUGCAGCAGCAAUGAUUGCAAUCGCAAUUGAGGGCAGAGAGCAGAAAGGGAGCAAAUGUCAAUAGAGAAUUUAAAAUUGAAUUUAAAA
Drosophila obscura is the source of this 572-nucleotide messenger RNA. RefSeq lists its product as uncharacterized. NCBI's taxonomy places the organism in Eukaryota, Metazoa, Arthropoda, Insecta, Diptera, Drosophilidae. Bases 53 to 349 code for a protein of 98 amino acids. The record is from RefSeq and is a predicted model, not a curated record. The transcript has 3 exons.